Messenger RNA from Penaeus monodon (black tiger shrimp), 1193 nucleotides. Its product is annotated as regulation of nuclear pre-mRNA domain-containing protein 1B-like. Gene Ontology annotation, molecular function: RNA polymerase II complex binding. Gene Ontology annotation, biological process: mRNA 3'-end processing. Lineage: Eukaryota; Metazoa; Arthropoda; Malacostraca; Decapoda; Penaeidae. The transcript has 7 exons. Bases 107 to 1171 code for a protein of 354 amino acids. Gene Ontology annotation, cellular component: RNA polymerase II, holoenzyme. The record is from RefSeq and is a predicted model, not a curated record.
CGACCUGGAGACGCUGUGACGAAGCUUGUUGGCAGAGAAAGACGAGGAAAAGGGCCUCGAAGUCCGCGUGAAAACUGCGUUAUUUUCGCGCAAAGGAGAGCCAGUCAUGGCUGGAUUUAACGAAGACGCGCUCAAGAAGAAGCUGGACGACCUCAACAUGUCCCAGCAGUCCAUCCAGACCGUGUCACUGUGGCUAAUUCACCACAAGAAACACGCUCACACUGUGGUCAAUGUCUGGUACCGAGAGCUCGUCACAGCCUCAGAUUCCCGCAAAUUGACGUUCAUGUACCUGGCCAACGAUGUGAUACAAAACAGCAAGAAGAAAGGACCCGAGUACAACAGGGAGUUUGGGAACAAGCUGGGGAAAGUUUUCGACCACUUGGGGGGUUUGCGGCUCGACGAGAAGUCCAUCAAGGGCCUGAACAGAUUGCUGACGGUGUGGGAGGAGAGAAGUGUAUUCGACAGCGACCAGGUCAAGCUCUACAAGAAAGAGUUGAAUAAAGGGCAAGGAAAGUUAAAGGAGAACAAGAAGGAUGAAGGGAGAAAAAGAGAACAUAGCGGAAACAGCACAUCACUUACAAAGAAGCAUCGACGAGACAGCAGGAGCGAACCCAUCAAAGCUACAACCCCAGAACCCCGCCAACGAAAGGACAGCGAAGGUGAAAUUGGCCAGUUUGUUGUCUCACCACAUGUGUCUUCACCCCCAAGCGACCCUCCUGAGCCUGAACAGCUGAUUGAGGCACUGCAGGAGCUUGAGAGUGCUGCCACCUCAGAUGCAGUUGUGAGGGAGAAGAUUGCUAAUCUCCCUGCAGAAGUCUCUGAUGUAAACCUACUUAACAAACUACAAGAUCUGGCUGCAGGUCGUGCACUCUGCCAGAAAGUUGAGGAAGCACUUUCCAUGUUAGAGGCCUACAAUAAGAGACUUGCAGAAGAGAUGGAAGCUCGCAAGGCUGUGGCCCGCAUGCUUCACGACUACAUUGCAUACCAGAAGGACCUCCUCGCACAAGCAGAAGAAACACUAGAAGAACAUCGUCAGAAGCAAGGGAAGGUAAAGAAGGUGAGAGAGGAGCUAAGAGCGCACCUUCAGAACCUUCCAGAUAUCUCAAAACUGCCAAAUAUUAGAACGGGGGGGCUGGCUCCUCUGCCUUCCGCGGGCGACCUCUUCACAUGAUCUCGUGGACUGUAGGGUUAUA